UUUCUCUUUUUUAUAUGUCACAUUUCCUCCUCUGUGCCUAAUGUACAUGUUUUAUUUAUUGACAGUGAUAUUGACUUUUUAAGCAUACAGUGUAAAAACAAAAAGCCGCUCUAAAUACCAGCUGUAGAGUACAGUUUUUCAUUGUGCUCGGGCUCUGUGGCGGCUGCUUUUGCAAAAGUGAAACCAUCCUCCGGAGAGCCAAGUCAGUUGCCCGGAGACAGCGGACUAACCACCAGUCUGAGAGGCAGACAGAAAGUCGGCACAGCUGGUGCUCAAAAGGCUGCUCAAGGACUUGGAAGACAGUCUGGAUCAUCAGUCUGACAUUUAUAUCCCGGUCUCUUGGGACAGUACCGUGGAAGGAGGUGAAAUUUUUGGCACGAGAAGAAGCAGUGUUAGAUCUAGUAAAAAGAAAAAUAAACAGAGCACGAGUCUGGACGCAGUACAACUGGAGGGCCAACUAAAUCAGAGCCUUGACUCCAACAUGGCCCUGAGAGAGCAGACCAUAGCAGAGGAGAAUCUUCAGCGAUCAGAUGAUCAGUACUUCAAGCACAAUAAAAGCUUCCACAAGCUGUUUCCAGAGAUUCCUGUGUGGGACAGCCUGGCACACGCUUUCACGUGUUCCCUGCAGAAGGAAGUGCUGUAUCACGGAAAACUCUUUGUUUCUCAGAACCAUGUGUGUUUCUACUCAUCUGUGCUGCUCAAAGACACCAAGGUGGUGAUUCCUGUUUCCAGCAUAAAGGAUGUGAAGAAACAUGGCUCAGCCCUGUCUAUCCUUUCUAUACAAACUGCUGAAGAGAAGUACUCGUUUGUGUCUUUGAGGAACCGUGAGAAGUGUUACAAACUCCUCCAAAGUGUGUGCUCACAUGUGCAGGCGGAGGCUGUAAACAGCAGCCCUCAUCUGUCCGUUGCAGAGAACGAAGCUGAUCACAAUCCUCAAUUCUCCAGUUUUUCCAGUUUGGACGACCGUGUAGAUUUUCUGAGCAGUGACUCUCUUGAUACCAACUUUCUUCAGACGUCCAGUGAAGGCCCCAGCACAACCAACUCCACUCGUCAAAACAGCAUAAUAGAUGAAGAAGACAGCGCUGGACUGUGGAUUUGGAGGUUCAUUACACGACUGCCAGAAAUUAAGACUCUCGGUGUUGUCUUCCACAUCUACAUGGUGCUGCUGGUGUUGCUCCUGUUGGUGUCCGGAUACAUCGGGCUAAGGAUUUUAGCGCUGCAGGAGCAGCUGAACUCUUUGGGAGCUUUGACUGACUGGUCUUCACAUCACAGAGAGUACCAGGAAACAUAGCUGUUGGCUGAGAUCUUUGACUGCUAUGAUCCUUUUUGUACAUACUGUGCCACCGUUCUGCUGUUGUUUGUCCAAAGAAAUGUUCAGUAUUGCACACAAACUAAACUCCCCUCAGUAGACAUGGAGCUCCUGUGGUAGCACGAUGUUCUACAGAGGGCGGAGGUCAGCGCGAAGAUGCUGUUGGUGUGUCUGAAUCGAGGCCACAUGUGGUGAACUACGUGGAUGACUGAUGGAGGACAAUAUUUUCUGUUAGGACCACAUUGAUUCUCUGCUGACUGAUCAGAAAGUGAGGGGAGGCUCUCCUGCAUGGAGCCAUAUGGAGGCAGUCUGCUGAAGCCAUGUUUAUUUGCUGGCUGAUAAAGGGCUGAGCUCAGCUAGCUGUAGUUGGCUGUCCUUUUUCGUUUUUUUUUUUUUUUUUUCUGGAAUCAACACAAUCUGCAACAUUGACAACAAACUGAAGAUGAAGAAGAGUAUAAAUGAAGCAAUUUGUUACGUGAUUUAAAUUGAUGUUAAAGAAUUAAUUUAGGGCCUCAUACUGCGCUCAUGAACUGCUGGAAUCCGUAGGCAUGCUUUAGAAGAAGGCUGGUAAUGACAACAAUUAGCCAGCAGAGGGCAGUCGCUUCCAUUAAACGCAGACGUAAGAUGGCGAGAUUUGUUUCAGUUGCACUCACUGCACUUUCACACCGACUUGAGGCUCUGAUAUUUAAACACAGUCAGUGAGUGGUUCAUUAGUCCCAUCAUUAAAUUUUGCUGAACUUAUUUCAUGCAGGACUUGUGCACAUUUUAGCCAGUGUUUUCCUUGACUGCUCCAUGACUCAUGCCCAACCCUUCAUAAAUUGUAUGUAGUAGACAGUACUGUGCAAAAGUCUCCAACCACCUUUUGUUUCUUUCUAUUUUGGUAGGAAAAUGAAAAGUUUAUGCAAUUUAUUUAAAUUUGCAAAUAUAAAUGGAAAGGCAACAACAGAAUUCUAACAAGGGUUAGAAUUCAAUAAAAUCGAUAUUUGUUAUGAUCAGCUUUAUUCUUCAACACAGCCUGAACUCUCUUAGGCAGCUUUCUUGUAAUUAAUUUAAGUAGUCUUCAGGAAUAGUUCUCCAGGCUUCUUGAAGGACAUUCAAAGCUCUUCUCUGGAUAUUGGCUGCCUUUUGUUUUGUUCUCUGUCAAGAUGUUCCUGCAGUGCUUUAAUAAUGUUGAGGCCAAUCAAUGACUGAUAGUGUUUCAUUGUUUGUUUUUCUGUACAGGUUUGCUUUUCCUGCAAUGGUAGUGUGUUUGGGAUCAUUGUCAGGCUGAAAAAUGAUGCUGUAGCAAUCAGAAACUUUCUAAAAUGCAUUUUUCUACAUGUGUAAUUUGCCAUAACUCAACCUUUUCUCCAUUUCCCUUCAUUAAGAACAGCUUGACAGCCAUCCUUCCACUGAGACCAUUUCUGAUCAGGUCCUGUGUCAGUUUUUUUUUAGGCCUGACACUUGUCAGUUUCCUACAAAUCUUUAAAAGCACACUGCACACCAUCCAGAGAUAUGCUGAGAUUUUUGGCUAAUAGUUCUUUGAGAAUCACCUUGUUGGUGCAAAAAAAAAAAAAAACCCAAAACAAUUUUAUGCUUUUUACUGUGUUAUUGUUGGCAUUUUCUUAGAGAUAAGGAAAUGGUAACAAAUUGAAAAUGGUCAGGGACAAGGGCCGGACUGAAAGCGUCCAAAGACUUUGAGAAAGCCUGGAGAAUUAUUUCUCAAGAAAAGGUUAAAAGAGAGUCUGGCUGCUUGGAAGCAAAAUAUAAAGAACUGAGGGACGGCUCGAGACUCUUGCACAGUGCCUUAUAUGUGUCAAACUAUAUUUAGCUACAUAAGUUUUAGAUAAAUUGUAAAUGCAAUUUACAAUUACAUGCUAUUUUAAUUUAAAGCUCUACAUGUCUUUCAAAUCUUUAUGUCAAAACUGUAAUUUUUCAAACGCUGCCUCUCAGGUCUUGUACUCCAACCUAUUAAUUUAUUGACUUUGGAAAAAAGCAGUGACUGUCUAAAAUCAAUCCUACCAAUUGUAUCUUUUUGUAAAUAAGUGAUUUUAUUUUGUUGUCCAUAAAAAGGUCAAGAUUCA
Molecule: messenger RNA, 3372 nt
Organism: Oreochromis aureus
Lineage: Eukaryota; Metazoa; Chordata; Actinopteri; Cichliformes; Cichlidae
Product: GRAM domain-containing protein 2B-like
Exons: 13
Coding region: 482-1291 (269 amino acids)
Source: RefSeq, a predicted model, not a curated record